CCCCGCUGCCUGGCGAGCGUCCCGCUCUGGAGCGGAGCCCUGGGUGGCCGGGAAAGGUCCUCUGUUUCCCUGCCUUGCCCUGCCCCGCUCCAGCAGCUUGUGGUCUGGAUCCCGACGUGCGGCUUGGCUGGGGGUUCGGCGAGGGGGGGCCCAACGGGCGGGUAGACCCCCCCAAGCCUGGGGAGCUGGUAACUCUGGGGAGCCCCGGCUCUCUCCCGGACGCGCCGCUGCACGGAUUCCCUCUCCCGGCUCUGCGCCCUGCUGGGAUUUGUGCCGCUAGCCUGCCGGCCGGGCUGAGAGCAGAUCUGUUCUCGCUGCAGCACCGCUCCUUGGGGCUGCUCUGUGCGGCUUUGUGCGAGCGCUUGCUUUGCUGACACCCACAUUUUUCUCUUCCCCCGCUCCCCCUUUGCUAUUUGAUCUCCGGCUCUUGCUUCUCGCCGAUCACUUGGCCUCACAGGCUAUUACAAUGGAAAAAAGUUCGUGCUGUCCCGUAGCUCGUGCGAAGCCUGUUGCUCCGUGCGCGGAGCUGCCGAACAAAAGGUGGCCUCGCUGGCACACCCCGGCGGGGGUCUGGGGGUCGCACGAGGGCGCAGCCGGGGGAGAGGGAGGGAUCGGUCUGGAACAAAGCGUGUCCGACCCACCGACUGCGCUGAUAAGCUAAGGCCCGCACAUUCCUGGGAUGUUUUAGGGCUUCAAACCUUCGGCGUGGGGCCCGAUCCUACCGGUUUAUCGCCAGCCUCAAUCCGGAGUGAUUCGACCCGAGUAGUCGGCGCCACGUGUGGGAGAGAUCGGAACCAGGCCCUAAAUUGCAAGCUCCCUUCCAGGGAGGUUAUGUGCCUGCUGUAUGAUGGGGCCUGGCUCUUGCUGGUGGGACUGUCAAGAAAGCUAUGCUGGAAUUAUACUGUUGGACCUGAGCGCUGGAGCCGGCCCUUUGCUGGGGUUGGGGAGGCUGUUCAGCCUGCUGUGCUGACAGACCUGGGUCUGGGACUGCUCCCAGCCCUGUACCUGUGUUGGUGCUGGAGGAUUUUGUGGCUGGAAGCUUCCCCUCCUAAGGAUGAGUCUCUGCUGCCCAUCAAGUUGUACUGGGCUCAGGCUGUGACCUGAAGCCAUCCUGUGACUGAGCAGCCUAGUGAGAGAGAAUGCGGGGCGGCUCUGUGCUGGCAGUGCCAUGGCUCCUGGUCCUUGCUGUCGCUGGCGGCCGUGGGCAGGAUGAGAAGCCAACCUUUGCCCCCCUUUUCACCCGGAAGCCCUUCAUUGUGGCCUGGAACGCACCCACCCAGGACUGCAGGCCCCGCUUCAAGGUCCAGCUGGACUUCAGCCUCUUUGACCUGCAGGCCUCACCCAAUGAGGGCUUUGUAGACCAGAACCUCACCAUCUUCUACAAGGAGCGCCUGGGCCUCUACCCCUACUACGAUGAGCAGCAGGUGGCUGUGAAUGGGGGUGUCCCCCAGAACAGCAGCCUCCGGGAGCACCUGGACCGGCUAGAGGAGGGCAUCCGCAAGUACAUCCGCUCAGAGGCCAAGGAAGGUCUGGCUGUCAUUGACUGGGAGGAAUGGCGGCCCAUCUGGAUCCGCAACUGGCAGAACAAAGACAUCUACCGCAAGAACUCCCGGCAGCUGGUGCUGUCGCGGCACCCCGACUGGCAGGAGGACAUGGUGAACAAGGAGGCCCAGUACGAGUUUGAGAGCUCGGCCCGGAAAUUCAUGCUCCGCACCCUACAGUACGCCAAGAGCUACCGGCCUAAGCAGCUGUGGGGUUACUACCUCUUCCCGGACUGCUACAACCACGACUACAGCAAGAACCCUGACAGCUACACGGGACGCUGCCCUGACGUGGAGAAGACACGCAAUGACCGGCUGUCCUGGCUCUGGAAGGAGAGCAAAGCCCUCUACCCUUCCAUCUACCUAGACCAGGUCCUGGCCUCCUCUGAGAACGGCCGCAAGUUCGUGCGCUCGCGGGUCAUGGAGGCUCUGCGGAUCUCCCACCAGCACCACGACGGCUACUCACUGCCUGUCUUCGUCUACGCCAGGCCCACCUACAGCCGUAAGCUGGACGUGCUGAGCAGGAUGGACCUGGUCUCCACCAUCGGCGAGAGCGCAGCCCUGGGGGCAGCUGGUGCCAUCUUUUGGGGUGAUACAGACUACACCAAGAGCCAGAGCACCUGCCGGACUAUCAAGGCCUACCUGGAGGAGGAGCUGGGUCACUACAUCGUCAACGUCACCACGGCGGCUCAGCACUGCAGCCGGGCACUGUGCCAGGGCUGGGGGCGCUGCCUGCGCCGGGACAGCACCGCCAACGUCUUCCUCCACCUCAACCCUCUCAGCUUCCAGAUCCGGCCCCGGGGUGAAGCCGACGGGCAGCAGCCAAUGCUGCGGGUGGAGGGGGAGCUGUCUGCCGCUGACACCGCAUACCUACGGACCCACUUCCGGUGCCAGUGUUACCAGGGCUGGCGUGGGGAUGCGUGCGAGCGGCAGCUGAGCACCCACAACAGUGGAGCCUGCCCGACCUGUGCCACUCUGGGACUCCUGGUGCUGGGGCUCCUGGCCUGCUUGGACUAGCUUGGCCCCUUACUCAGGUCCUCAUGGCAGUAGGCAGUCUUCUGGUGCUUAGCAUGGCAGGGGCAUGGGUGCAAUAGAUGGCACUUGUAGCCAGAGCCUGGUGUGCCCCUCUGUGGGGCAGACAGACUUGGAACCCAGGAGCCUUUUGUAUUUCAUUUAGUGCUGAUGUAGUGGAUCUAUUGGAGGUGGCCCUCUACCUCUGCCACAGCCAAGGGGGCAAGAGGUCCCUCUAGUGCUCCCUGCUGGCCAGCAGAGUGCCUGCAGCUGGGGGAUGAGGGAUGUUCUUGGGCAGUGAUGUAGGGGGCAGCCUGCAGCUGGGAGUCAGGGGAGAUCUGCCCUGGUGUGGAAAUACAAGGGCUUUGCCCUGGAUUAGCUUCAUCCCCCAGGCCUAGGUAGCUCCUCCUUCCCUGCUGCUGGGUGUGCCCCAGUGUGGAGCCGUGCCCCAUGGUGUGUGGGUGGGGGGGGAUGCUCAUCCCCUCCCCGGCUCAGCAGAGGGAGAGGGGCCUCUCAGCAUGAGCCAAGCUGCACAGGGGGUGUGGGGUACCCCCUAGCUCUACUGUAGGCUUUGUGGGGUGUGGAGGAGCAAUGGGAUGGCAGGACCCUUCUUCUGUUGUAAGGAGGGGGGUGGAUAGGCAGUGAGCAGAGGAGUGUUGGGGAGACAAGGCCUGAUGUGACAAAUACUACUAUAUGUGUGUGGAUAUGCCCUUCAGUGCCUGAGUGAGGCAGGGGCUGGGCCAGGUGCAUCCCAGGAACCAGCGCCCUGCCUCUGUCACCGAGAAACCAAAGUGCUUUACCUCACCAUUAAAGGCGGAACAAGAGAG
Malaclemys terrapin pileata is the source of this 3379-nucleotide messenger RNA. RefSeq names its product hyaluronidase 2 (gene HYAL2). The record is from RefSeq and is a predicted model, not a curated record. NCBI's taxonomy places the organism in Eukaryota, Metazoa, Chordata, Testudines, Emydidae. The transcript has 4 exons. Gene Ontology annotation, biological process: carbohydrate metabolic process; hyaluronan catabolic process. The coding region runs from base 1140 to 2558 and encodes 472 amino acids. Gene Ontology annotation, molecular function: hyalurononglucosaminidase activity; hyaluronoglucuronidase activity.